Arvicola amphibius (Eurasian water vole) is the source of this 1030-nucleotide messenger RNA. Its product is annotated as ras-related C3 botulinum toxin substrate 1-like. Gene Ontology annotation, biological process: actin filament organization; motor neuron axon guidance; regulation of cell shape. Gene Ontology annotation, molecular function: GTP binding; GTPase activity; protein kinase binding. The record is from RefSeq and is a predicted model, not a curated record. Gene Ontology annotation, cellular component: cytoplasmic vesicle; cell cortex; dendritic spine. The coding region runs from base 235 to 813 and encodes 192 amino acids. NCBI's taxonomy places the organism in Eukaryota, Metazoa, Chordata, Mammalia, Rodentia, Cricetidae. The transcript has a single exon.
UGUGAGUGGAGCGGCCAUUUCCUGUUUCUCUGCAGUUUUCCUCAGCUUUGGGUGGUGGCUGCUGCUGUGCUUCGCCUUCCAAGUCCACUGAGGGCCAGGCGGCGUGGACAGCGGUCCCGGCACUCGGCGCCCCGCCGCCCGCAGCCUUGCACACGCCCGCCCCGCGCUUCCCGAGCCCGCCGCUUCCCGCCUCAGUGACCGGCCGCCGCCGCUGCGGCCCACGGAGCGGCCCAGAUGCAGGCCAUCAAGUGUGUGGUGGUGGGAGACGGAGCUGUUGGUAAAACCUGCCUGCUGGUCAGUUACACGACCAAUGCCUUUCCUGGAGAGUACAUCCCCACCGUCUUUGACAACUAUUCUGCCAAUGUUAUGGUAGAUGGAAAGCCAGUGAAUCUGGGCUUAUGGGACACAGCUGGACAAGAAGAUUAUGACAGAUUGCGUCCCCUCUCCUGUCCGCAAACAGACGUGUUCUUAAUUUGCUUUUCCCUUGUGAGUCCUGCAUCAUUUGAAAAUGUCCGUGCAAAGUGGUAUCCUGAAGUGCGACACCACUGUCCCAACACUCCCAUCAUCCUAGUGGGGACGAAGCUUGAUCUUAGGGAUGAUAAGGACACGAUUGAGAAGCUGAAGGAGAAGAAACUGACCCCCAUCACCUACCCGCAGGGGCUCGCCAUGGCAAAGGAGAUUGGUGCUGUCAAAUACCUGGAGUGCUCAGCGCUCACACAGCGAGGCCUCAAGACAGUGUUUGAUGAAGCUAUCCGAGCGGUUCUCUGUCCACCUCCUGUCAAGAAGAGGAAGAGAAAAUGCCUGUUGUUGUAAAUGUCUGAGCCCCUCAUUCUUGGUCCUGUCCCUGGAACCUUUGUACGCUUUGCUCAAAAAACAGUGGAGCCUUCGCAUUUGAUGCCAAGUUUUUGUUACAGAUUCAUUUUUCCAUAAAACCAUUUUGAACCAAUGAACCAGUCGAUAAUUUUAAGGUUCUGUUUUAAAUGUAAGAAUUCCAACUUACGGUCUAUUAAAAUUCAGCCCUAAAUGACAA